Molecule: messenger RNA, 2731 nt
Organism: Anarrhichthys ocellatus (wolf-eel)
Lineage: Eukaryota; Metazoa; Chordata; Actinopteri; Perciformes; Anarhichadidae
Product: protein FAM72A
Exons: 4
Coding region: 401-847 (148 amino acids)
Cellular component (GO): cytosol
Source: RefSeq, a predicted model, not a curated record
CAAAGCUGACAGCGUUUGAGUUAGCUGUUAACCACAUCCGAAUGGAUGCUGAGGCAGUCGUGUGAACAGGCUAGAUAUCGUGUAUCUAUCAAUAAUUCAGUUAACGACUUUCUUUUAUAUGAAAAUCCUUUCGCGGAAAUAGACACUUUCCGUGCGUUUGUUCUAUAAGCUGACGUUAGCGUCAGCCUUCCGUUUUGUCGUUAGGAAAGGCUAACGUUUGCACACGGACGUUAGUGUUAACGUAAACGCUUGCGAAGUUAACGGCAAAAUUGAGGUUCAUCAUCCCGAAUUGAACGCGCAGUGAGCAUAAUCAGUCCGUGAUUCUUUUUUUUUUUUCUGCUGUAUUUGCUGUUUGGGAACAGAACGAGCGAGAGAACACGUCCAUCUUAGCAGGACAACAAUGUCUACAUCGAACGCUAAUUUCAAAAACAAGUGUGUGACCCAGGUGAACUGCAUGUUUUGUGAAAGUCUGCUCUGCACGAGAGGCAUGAAAGCCGUGCUUCUCGCAGACACGGAGGUUGAGCUCUUCUCGACUGAUAUACCUCCCAACAGAACUGUUGACUUUGUGGCCAGCUGCUACUCUACUGAAAGCUGCAAAUGCAAACUGAGAGACAUCGCUUGUCUCAAGUGCGGUAAUGUUGUGGGUUAUCAUGUCGUGGCCCCCUGUAAACCCUGCCUGCUCUCCUGUAACAAUGGCCAUUUCUGGAUGUUCAACAGCGACGCUGUAUCUACUCUCAACAGACUGGAUGCGACAGGUCUGAAUCUGCUCCUGUGGGGAGAUCUUCCCGAACUGGAUGACAGUGAGAAUGAAGAAUCAGAAAGCCCGUUAGAGGAGUGUAUUAGGUAGGUGCCUCAAGGGGACAAUGUUAGAGACCCUGGAAAGCCAACAUUUGAGGUGGAGCUAGAAGAGUGUACAAACCAUGCUUCAGAGAAAAGAGACACUUCAAAGGGCAAUUUAAUACUGAAUCAUAUAGGGCAGAAAAGUUCUGCUGCGCUGCUCUGUAUGGGUUGAAAACUGAAACCACGGCGCACAUCUGGCCACACCCCCAAUCAGUGACGUCACAGCAGGUGUUUUGCCUUUGACAGCUGAUGGAGCCUGCUGUGACAUCACUGAUUGGAGUGUGGCCAGAAACGCAACAUGCUCCAAAGUUAGCACCUACAGAGAAAAGUGCAGCAAAGGUUGUAGGCUCUGUGUAAAUUAGUGUUGAAUUACACUUGAACCCGUGACCAUGCCUUUCCUCAUCACUUUUCACUGUUAAAAAGCACAGACGCACACGUAUUCUUUACUCUCUUAUUCUUUUCUUAGUAAAUUUGCAUGGGUUACUAUGAAACGUGGCCGACGUAGGCGGAAAAUACCAAACGACUAGACCACUUAAUCUAGUGUAUUCUACGUCUCAUCACGGAGUCUUUACUGAGCUCAUGGUUCUGAUCGGCCUCGUGAGAAGUUGGAGCCGUGGUGUGAGAUGUCAAUGGAACUUAUCAACGGAUGCUGUGCUUUUUCACACCGUUUACGUUCAGUCCAAAUUUUCACGAUAAGAUGACCACACUUUGCCUGCCUUCUUCUUAAUGGCAGUGAUGAUGUGUACAUAGAAUAUGCUGUAAUAAGCAAAAACUCCCAUAAGAGUUGCGUCUUCAAGGCUUAUAUUUUCUCUGUGUGGCUGAGGGCUGACUGAACAAGCUGGUCUCGCACAAAUGUACGUUCCCAUGCAACUAAACUGCACUCUCGAUGACAUUUCAAGGGAAACCUGUUUUCCUCCAGUUGCAGUUUUAAACCGUUUCGAACGUGUGAUUAACAAACAAAAUUAAAACAAAAAAUGCUACAAUUCUUUGGGGUUUAGGCAACAAAAGUACUUGCUCUCAGUUGAGACAUAUUUGUGAAACUUCAAAAGCAAACUUAAUCCACAAUGUUACUCGCAUGCAGUUUCGUUGUAUGGGGGACAUCAUCUUUAGGAGACAGGGCUGGACUGAUAGUUUGAGUGCUUUUUGAAUCCCGUGUAUUGGACAAAUAGCACAAUGAUUGAAUUAUAUACAUACAUACAUACAUACAUACAUACAUACAUACAUACAUACAUACAUACACCUUGCUUUUUAAGGGCAUAUUUGAUUUAGGUUACCUUACGAUCUGACGUUCUAUCAGUGAUACAUUUUAACAUGAUAAUACAGUGUUGCACACUUGACAGCAGCAGUAUGUGCUUAACCCCCAGAUGAAUAUGACCGUAGCAGUAUCUGAUACUAACAUACUAACUUAUGCAUAGGGUGUGCUUCCACAAAGGCCCGGAGCAGCUACAUUUUAAAGUUGAGUUUUUUGGUAAGAGCUCAGCUCAAUUAAUACGUUCCCAGUUUAAUGAUGGUGGUGAUGGAAAGCUAGAAUGGGAGCUAACAAAGGUGCAUCUUUGCAAACCGUAAUAACUUUCAAUGGGGAUCAUUAAGCAAAAUUAUGAACACACGAGUUCCAAACGGAUUCCCGCGUCCAUGCUCUGUUUUUGUUCGUGUUCAGUUUCAUGUAGCAGCAUAACUGUAGCAGCUAGAGAAAAGACAACUCCAAAGAAUCAUGAAACAUAUCCAAUGUAUUGCUUGAUAUUGAACUUGUACACUUGGCUAACCUUCUAAAAAAACGAUAGUUGUGUCAUUUGAGGCCAGCUUAUUGAAUAGCAUUUCACAAUUUUAAGUAAUUUUGUUGUAACGUUGAGUUUAAGUCAGUGGAGCUGACCAUAAAACUCUCAACCCUCAA